AUGCAUCUGCUACUGUUUAUCCCACUCUGCCUCAGCCUGUGUUCCACUGUGCUGAGUGCAGCUGUCACUCCUCCAUGUGCAUCAGUGUAUAAAGGCUUUGCUGAAUGUCUGCUGACUCUGGGAGACAGUGUGAACACUCAGACGGACAAUACACAGGACAUCAAUUCCAUUUGCAAGUCGUGGGAUGCUUUCCAGGUGUGUGUGAGCGGCGUGCUGUCCAACUGCCGUGGUGACGCAGCAGAAGUAUGGGAAUCUUUGAGGGCGGAGUCUAGGAAAGCACAGUUCUCUGGGAAUCUUUAUGACAUGUGCGCCAGCCGCAACCAAGCAGCCACUCCAACAGUUCCACCCAACCCCCAAAGUACAGACCAGACCAAUCAGGAGUCUCUCAAAGGACUUGCACCUCAUUUUGGGUACACCUAUGGCAUACAGCUUUUCUCAGCAUGCUUCUCUCUGCUGUUCUUAAGUCAUCUUUAG
Molecule: messenger RNA, 474 nt
Organism: Chanos chanos (milkfish)
Lineage: Eukaryota; Metazoa; Chordata; Actinopteri; Gonorynchiformes; Chanidae
Gene: nrn1lb
Product: neuritin 1-like b
Exons: 3
Coding region: 1-474 (157 amino acids)
Biological process (GO): nervous system development; neuron projection extension
Cellular component (GO): plasma membrane
Source: RefSeq, a predicted model, not a curated record